AUGGCAAUGGUUCUUCCAAAAGAAGGGCUUCUGGUUAUGGAGAAGGAAUCUGCUUCAUCGGAUUCUCAUCUUCGUCUCCAGCCUCAGUUUCCUGACUUCACGAUUCCUGUAAAGGAUUUCUUCAAGACUAGGGAAGCUCGUGAAUUUCUUAGUGGGGCUUUAGCUGGAGCCAUGACCAAAGCUGUUCUUGCUCCACUUGAGACAAUAAGGACAAGAAUGAUUGUUGGUGUUGGAUCAAAAAGCAUUCCAGGUAGUUUCCUGGAAAUCAUACAGAAGCAAGGCUGGCAAGGUCUUUGGGCUGGAAACGAAAUCAACAUGAUUCGAAUCAUUCCAACACAAGCAAUUGAGCUGGGGACGUUUGAGUGGGUCAAACGUGCAAUGACAUCAGCGCAAGUGAAGCUGAAGAAGAUUGAGGAGGCAAAGAUUGAGAUUGGUGAUUUCAGUUUCAGUCCUUCCAUAUCUUGGAUCUCUCCUGUUGCUGUUGCCGGUGCAUCUGCUGGUAUUGCCAGUACUCUUGUUUGUCAUCCUCUCGAAGUCCUCAAGGAUAGAUUGACUGUGAGCCCUGAGAUUUAUCCAACAUUAAGCCUUGCAAUUCCGAGGAUUUUCAGAGACGAUGGAAUCCGUGGAUUCUAUGCUGGUUUAGGACCAACACUGGUCGGGAUGCUUCCAUACAGCACAUGUUAUUACUUCAUGUAUGACAAGAUGAAGACUACUUACUGCAAAUCCAAGAACAAGAAGGCUUUAAACCGUCCAGAGAUGCUUGUUCUUGGAGCUUUAGCUGGUCUAACGGCGAGUACCAUAAGCUUCCCAUUGGAAGUGGCGCGGAAGCGGUUGAUGGUGGGAUCUCUGAAGGGGCAAUGCCCACCGAACAUGGCUGCUGCAAUAGCAGAAGUAGUGAAGGAAAGAGGAGUGAUGGGACUCUACAGAGGAUGGGGAGCAAGUUGUUUGAAAGUCAUGCCGUCUUCAGGCAUCACUUGGGUCUUUUAUGAAGCUUGGAAAGAUAUUUUGCUCGCAGCGAACACCAAACCACUCAUAUAA
Molecule: messenger RNA, 1038 nt
Organism: Microthlaspi erraticum
Lineage: Eukaryota; Viridiplantae; Streptophyta; Magnoliopsida; Brassicales; Brassicaceae
Source: the annotation of a GenBank genome assembly